CAUAUCCAUAUGAAAUUUUUAAAAAACCGCACAAGCGAAAAUGUAACCGUAUAAAAAACAGACAAAUAUAUAUAAUACUUAUUAUUGUAAAAUGUUUAUAAAAAUAUACACAUAAGGCUUACAAACAUAUAAAUGAACCCAACUGACAUGCAACAAAAAAGACCUUUAUAACAUAAAAAAAGCUUAUAAACAAAAACUGCACGCAGACAGAGACAUUCUGUCAAAAUCAUACCCAAAUAUCACUCAAUAAAAAUUUUUACCAUGUGACAUACAAAAAAUGUACCAUAUGACAAAGAGUUAAAAUGUACCCAUAUAACAGAUUCAAAAAGUGUACCCAAAUGACAUUUAAUACAAACUAAAAUGUAUCCAUAUGACAUAGAAUAAGAAUGAACUUUAAUAAUACGCAGCAAAAUUUUCACAUAUUAUACAUGCAAACUGAAAUGUACCGACAUGUAUAUAACAUAGAUUAAAAAAUGUACCUAUAUCUCAUAAAUUCAAAAAUAAACCCAUGAGACAAAUACCAAACAAAAAUGUACAUAAUUUUAUGCAUCACAGUCAACAGAAACUGCACCGAUCCACGCCCGAUUCUGGACAUGAUAACCGCCAUUGUUUUUCGACCUUUGUUCCAAUCGUCCUACAGAGUGCACUAUUAAUUGCUGGCCAUCUGCUUGCAAGACCUUCCUCUGUGAAUCAUUUUUUACCCUGUUGUUCUCUUUCGUACUCUAAAUACUUACUUACAUUAGCCAUGCCUUCUUCCGGCUCAUUCUGCGAAAAGUGUUUGUGUAAUUUUAAUUAUUGGCUAUUGCGUGACAUCAGAUAUGUAUAGGUCGAAGCGAAGAUAUCGUUUUUCAGUGAAAUCUUGAUUAGAAAUAAUCGUCCAGUUUGGGUCACGAACCCACAGACCAAAUAAAAGUUUGCUUCGUACAGACAAGAUAAAUGUAAUCAGAACAUAUAUAAGGCGGGAGGAAAGUGCUCAUAAAUUGACUGCCUCGUUAUAUUCCCACUGGUGCCGUUUGUAGGGAGUGUCGUUUGCAUUAUCAAGGGAUAUCUCUCCAAAAUCAGACGAUUGAUACAAAUUCACAUCAUUGCGUAUUGGUUAUUGCUCCGCUAUAUAAUGGACCACGACUGCUGGCUGGCCGCACUGACCAUCAGAGAUGACCAUGUUUCCCCCGCCGUCCCUUCCCCAUGCCCCGGAGCUGUUUAACACGUCCCCCCAGAAGUUGUUCCCAGAACCCUCCCCUAAGGACAUAUGCAUGAACUCAGACGAUGCUUGGCGAUACAUGACAAGAAUGAUGCUGUUCGCUGGUCAAUCCGGUCCUGUCGAGACUUAUGAACGCCACUGCACUCAAGUCUUUGGAUGGUACUGUCCAGGUCAUGGAGGGACCGGGUAUUCCACUGAUUAAGACGGAUUCCAACUAUACUCGAUACGUCAGUACUGAAAACCUGAUAUCAGAAUCCCCGAGUAUGGAAUCCAAUUCAAAGCAUUCGGAUGGCAAAUCAAACCUUGGUUUCCGCUUGUAUAGCAGGAAGCAACUGAUUGAACGGAGAACCAAAGUAGUGGAUGCUUCGUUUGUUCUGGGAAUCAUUGGCAUUGUUGCGAAUGUGAUAGAGACAGAGCUACGGUACGGUGGGAUUUCCAGUACCACGGAGUCUGUGAUUCUUCGCAUUGUGACGUCAGUCACCAGCGUACUGUUAGUUGCGUCAGUCGUUGUUUACAACUUGAUCGGAAUCAAGUUGCAGCUGAUCACGGCAGGAUUAGAAAACUGGCGUCUGGUCAUCAACUAUUCCAUAAUUAUAAAAGUGUUGACGGAAGUCCUCAUCUGUUCCAUCCAUCCUUUGCCGUACGGUGAGAUCCGGGUACCUGUGGUAGUGGUCACGUAUGGCAAUGAUGGUGCCGUGUUUCAGGAUAAACGCAUUCCUAUCAAUUCCCUUCUAACCGUUCUAAUGUUUCUGCGGCUAUAUUUACUGUGCAGAUACUUAGUGGUUCACAGUGACCUAUUUAAGGACACGACUGUGCAAAGUUUAGGAACCCUCAGCAAAGUGAAAAUCAACGCACAGUUCGUGUUCAAGGCCUUGAUGACCACACAUCCGGGUUCUUGUUUGACAGCUAUUCUGCUAUGUACUCUUUUGAUCAGUAGUUGGUCAAUUAGAGUCUGUGAGUACCAUACGGUUGAUAUGAACCACGGGAAUUACCUACAGGCGCUAUGGCUGACGGCCGUUACGUUCCUGACUCUUGGUUACGGUGACGUAGUUCCGAACAGUAUAUGCGGCCGAAUUAUAGCUAUUACGACUGGGUUAAUGGGGGUUGGUAUAAUGGCAUUAUGUGUUGCUGUGUUAGCUCGAAAACUUGAACAAUCCCGAGCGGAGAAGUACGUACAUACAUUUGUUCAGCAAAUAAAACUCGACAAACUACACCGGCAUGCUGCGGCGGACGUCGUUAAGCAAGCCAUGAUGGUUUGGAAACUGCGGAGGACUGGACUUUCAUUUCACUGUCCACGUGUUCUGAAGCACCGCCGGAAACUGUUAGACGCCAUUAGACGGAUGAAGAAGUCGCAGUUUAGCAAGUCUCAGAUGAGGGACAGCGUGAUCGGAGUGGUCGAAAUUUCUAAAAAUAUCACAGAAAUCACAGACAAUACCUCAACCAUCAAAACAGAGCAAGAAAACAUUCAACAGAGACUAGACACUCUGGAAAAACUCAUGACUAAUAUGCACAGCCAACUCUACGAGUUGCGAGAGUAUCUCCGACAAAAAGACGCAACGUUGCGGACUGAACCGUCAUUAAAACCAACGUAAUACGUCGCAAAACGUCACCUUUUUGUUGUUUUUUAAAACAUCUCUAACACUUUACUCUGUAUUUAUCACAUCUUUUUUAAUGGAGAUGUAACAUACAUGUGGGUCAUGUAAUAUAAGACGCUAUUAUUUAUAUGCAAAAUAUAAUUAUGCAAAUUGUUACGUCUGUUGACGCUUGUUGAACAGUUGAAUUUUACUUUUGUUUUGUUAUAUGGUUUUGUAACCUGCUCAUAUUCUCCAGAUUUCCAAUAUCGGUUGUACUUUGUUUUCAGUAUUUUGUUAUUUUUGUGAGUUUUCUUGAAUGGCAAUAUACUGAAAACUUCACAUAUCUGUGAUUUGAUCAUUAAGAUUUUUCCCCCAUAAACGGCAAAGGAAAGUUAAAAUUCGUAUUUGUGCACUGCCACUUGUCCAUACCUCAAAAACCUUCCGAUCUGAACCCCGUUGAGCUCCGAAUGUCAAUUCAACAUUAGAUAGGUAUACACAUUUUGAUCAUACAACCUAUUUUUACAACUCCACGUAUAAAAAAAUACUAAAUAAAUGCAACUUAUUGCAGACAAAUGAGUAAAACACUGGAAUAAAACAAUUUAAUGACUGAAUAAUUUCAUAACACUUUAGAGCCAUUGUACUCGUUAACAGACAUCUAUAUCUUGGUCAAUUUAUUCGUCAGAGCCAGUCGUACACAUUCCAAAGAAAAGCAAAAAAAAAAACCGCUCGACAAGUAUGCAGCUAAUUGUGUUCCUAUUAACUAAUUCACAGAAUACACAGUACAGCUACAUUAAGAUUGGACUGUUGCUCUGGUAGGCAGUGCAUGCCAGAACGAGAAAUAGAUAGUGAUUCUUUUUGGCACUGGACAGUGAAGUGACGACGUCCGAAUCCAACCCAUGUCCAGUACUCGUCCUUGCUCUUGGUUAACACUGUUGGUGUAGUUCAUAUACACUGUACUUAUAUUUCUAGCUGGAAUAAGCUUCGGAUAUGGAAAUGAAGCAUAGUAUUGCUUUAUUAACUUCACAUUGCAUUUUAGUUUAGAUAUCGGAACAAGAAAAUAGGUUUAAUAUUUAAUAAACUUUGUUAUUGUUGAUUAGAAUACUACUUUAGCGUUCAGAUUUUGAAACAUUGGUGGAUUGUGAAAGAAUUGUAGACUAGAGGGGGGAAUAAACCGACUCGUAACUGUUGAAAAAAAAAUACUAAGCUGUCUGUCUGACUACUAAUAGACUGUUGUUAAGCUGUAUGAUACCAAACAUAUUAUUUUCAUUUACAUCGACAGUAAAUUGCUUGAAGAUGAA
Magallana angulata is the source of this 4073-nucleotide messenger RNA. Its product is annotated as small conductance calcium-activated potassium channel protein-like. NCBI's taxonomy places the organism in Eukaryota, Metazoa, Mollusca, Bivalvia, Ostreida, Ostreidae. Gene Ontology annotation, molecular function: small conductance calcium-activated potassium channel activity; calmodulin binding. The coding region runs from base 1330 to 2793 and encodes 487 amino acids. The record is from RefSeq and is a predicted model, not a curated record. Gene Ontology annotation, cellular component: neuron projection; plasma membrane; neuronal cell body. The transcript is spliced from 4 exons. Gene Ontology annotation, biological process: potassium ion transmembrane transport.